AUGGACCUCGUUGAUGCUACCGGACGUCUGAUCACUGUAACUGCCGAUGAGUAUUCAGAUUUAUUUUUUGCCCUCCGUGGAGCUGGGGCUAAUAACUAUGGAAUAGUUACUUCGUUUACAUUUCAAAUUUAUCCUAUUCCUCCUAAAGUCACAUCUAUAUUAUUAAGAUAUGAUAUUAACAAGAUUCAAACUUUUUUUGAUGCAAUUAACAAACUUGGACCGACGCUUCCUGAUGAUGUAUCAAUCACAAUAAUUAUAGGUAUCUUUGGUAUAGAACUUCAAUGUCUUUAUUUAGGAUCACAAGCGAAUGCAAUGCAAGUUAUGAAACAAUUUAUUUCACUAUCACAACCAACUUCGAAUCAAUUUACAGAAGAAACUUUUUUUGAUAGCGUUGUAAGGUGGGGAUAUAGACAAUUAAAUGGCACAAUAAAUCCAGUACAUAUACCUAAUAACUUUAAAGUAAAGUCAUUCUAUGUAAAAUCACCAGGACUUUCAGCAAAGGGAGUUAAAUCACUCGUAUCUUUUAUGAAAGGUCUUCCAAUUACAUGUAAAGCACUUGUAGCAUUAGAUUUAUAUGCAGGUAGUGCGGCAACAAGAGUUGCGGCAAACGCUACUGCAUUUGUACAUAGGGAUGUGUUUUAUUUAAUUGAAUUAGUUAUAUAUUUUUUGGGUGAUAAUACGACGAACACACAAUGUUUUAAUCAAGUAAAUAGAUUUG
Racocetra fulgida is the source of this 718-nucleotide messenger RNA. Lineage: Eukaryota; Fungi; Glomeromycota; Glomeromycetes; Diversisporales; Gigasporaceae. The record is from the annotation of a GenBank genome assembly.